AUGGGAGAUCCAAAUCACCAGAGGAACUUCCAAAGUUUCAAAAAAGUGCCAACAUGGAUCAUGUCCAAGGUCUAUGCCUCGGAGCUCUUUUCAACAUCGCAGCUACAAAUGACUUGGUCAUGGGAAGAAGACUGUGUAUCUUUGGAUUCUGUCGUUCCGUUGAGAUGUUUAGUGGUGUUGUUCAAGACACUGUCUUAUAACAUGGUGGAGAGUAACACUCCUUACUUCUGUGUUAAAAAGAUCGUUCCUACAGAGAAAGAGAGCAACGACGGUUUACAAGAGAAAAUAACAAUGAUAGUGGUGGUUCCAAUCUCUGGGGCGUUCCUCCGGCUGCAGAAAGACUUCAUCUUGAUGAUCAAAGAGGUGGAGCUAUAG
Molecule: messenger RNA, 375 nt
Organism: Eruca vesicaria subsp. sativa (arugula)
Lineage: Eukaryota; Viridiplantae; Streptophyta; Magnoliopsida; Brassicales; Brassicaceae
Source: the annotation of a GenBank genome assembly